AUGCUACCCAAAAAGGCUCCAUUUUACUGUCUAGUUCUCGGUAAACCUGAAACUUCUGCUUUUCCGGUUAGAUAUAAUAAUAACCAUACCAUAGGCGAGAUUAGAGAAAUUAUAGAACAAAAAAUUGGGAUUCCUGAUCAAUCAAAAUGUCAACAUUCACCACCUUUUGCCGAUCAUAUUCACCUCAUUGUCAUUAUACUUGCUGUUCCUAUUACUGCUACUGGGAGAGUUAAUGUAAUUAUUGCUAGACUUGACAAGAUUGUUAAGAAUGUUGAAGAUAUGAAGAGAGAAAAAUCUUCAAUACAAAUAUAA
This is a messenger RNA of Funneliformis caledonium, 312 nucleotides long. NCBI's taxonomy places the organism in Eukaryota, Fungi, Glomeromycota, Glomeromycetes, Glomerales, Glomeraceae. The record is from the annotation of a GenBank genome assembly.